AUGUCAGUGGCGAUCAGUCCACNNNNUCAAAGGGUCACCGCUGACUUGUUGGUUUUGAUGGUAACGACAACAGGUGUCGUGGGGAAGGAUGUGGUCAUGGAUGACGCUGGUGUGGUAUCGACUGAGAAGCUGGCUGAGGAAACGGUAUUCCACGAGGAGGAAGACUGUGAGGAAGACAACCGAGCUAGAGUGGACGUCGACUGCAAGUUUGGCACUUUCGACUCGACGUUGGAUACUUACUUUGAUGAUGCUAAUGGGUGGGGUGAGGGCCAAUGUUGGUGCCAAGGCGGGGAGCACCUCCUUCGUGUGGGGUUCACAACUCUUGAUGGUGACUUGUUGCUUGGUUCCUCGGACCUCGGCGUGGGAUUCGAUUCUGGUCUUGACCAUAGAAUGUACGCACCAGGAACGUCAGCUGCCCCUACCAUUAUUAAAGGAACCCAUAUAGCACCGAAUGUGCCUGCUGCUGCGUUUGGUCUCAAUGACGUAGUGGCUGUGGUACUGAAUGUUGAUGGAUCGAAGGAGCACGGCAAUACGGUAUCACUAUUCAAGAAUGGUGUUCGAGCUGGUCCUCCGGUAGAGUUGCCAGAGAGGUUAAUCGGCCAGGAUUUGUAUCCGACAAUAACCUUCAAGAACGUCAGAGUUGAGGCCAAUCUCGGGUAUAAGGCGGAUGACCCGAGGGUGGUUAACAACAACAGCAGCAGCGCCUUUGGUGGUGUGUCGGUCCCUCUACCAUUCAAGAUUCGAUCCUUCCAACAGAGUAGUGAGAAUGAUGUAUCUUUAAACCCGUGGUAUAAUAAUGAUAAUGGUCGUCAAGCCGAAGCUGUUAUGGUCAUUGGAUUACCUGAUGAAGGUGUAUUCGAUUAUGUUGAUUAUUUCCUUAAACAAAACCCCUAUAAAUACAUCGAACUCUCUGAGAGGACCAUGUUCGAUUGGUUCAAGGCGUCGACCCUCCGCCCGAUCCGUCGGGGCCCUGUCGCUUCGAACGACCGUCCGGACUUCCUCUUUGGUGUGCAGCCGCUUGAUGAAGGUUUUGUUCGUAAACAGCUCAGGGAAUUCACCAGGAUGCCUCAUGGACGCAAAAAUCUGGUGCUCGUGGAGAUAAGAGGUGGGUUGUUGGAAGAGGAAAGGGAUAAGAUAAUGGAGGAAUUCCCAGGAAGAGAACGUACUGCUGUUGUAUGUGUUGGUAAACCAACCCCGGAUUACUCGGCGUAUGUGAAGGAGUUAGUGAGGGAGGAGAUUUUGGCGGAGAAGGAGUUGGAGAGGGAGAGGAAGCUUAAUGUGAUGAAGCAUGAGUAUAAGGUUAGACAGAUGGAAAAAGAGAGAAUGAAAAAAGUACGUGAGGCUGCCCGAGCUGCUGAGAAGGCUCGUAUAGAGGCGGCGGAGGAGGCUAGGAAGAAGAGGGAGGAGGCUGCUGCUAAGGAGGCUGGUGAUAAGGAGGAGAAACCUGAGGGGAAAGAAGAGGGAGAGGGCGAUCAGACGAUGGAGGAAGCUCCUGUGGAGCAUAAGAAGGAGGAGGAGGAGCCUGCGAAGCAAGAGCAGCCGGAAGAGGAGGAAGAUGAGGAGGAGGAGCCGGAGCCGACACUGCCUCCAUCAGAGGUUAGUGAGGAGGAGAUAAAACAACGACUGUCAGAAGGUUGCUAUAGGAAGAUGCUCUUCAGCGACAUUAGCCACAAGGCUCUGUCGGAGUGUUAUCUUUCCUUUACGUUGCCGCAAGGGAGUGAGAAGACUCCUCGAGGACUGCUGGCAUUCGACAGUAUCAAGUUUGUGUGGGACGACAGGGCGGUAGCGACACAGAGGCUACAGUCGUGGAUAAAGUCCCAUAAGAUUGUGGAGAAGGUGCCGAGUAUUACUGGACCGACGGACUGGUUUAAGCAGCAAAUGGAGGCGUGGAUGAAUACCAAGCUGGAAUGGAGGAAGGCUCAGAGGCUGUAUAAGGAGGAGCAAGCGAAGGCACAGACAGAGGAGAAGGCUAAACAACAGGAGGAGGACGAAGGGGAGAAGGAGGAGGCCACGGAGGAUGCUAAAAUGGUAGAGGCUGCACCUGCCGAGGUGGAUGUGUGGGUACCGGAGGAUGUGUGCGACGUUGAUGCUAAGAAGACACCUUUGUUCGGCAAGUUUGAGCUGGUGGAUUGGCAAUUGAUGAAUUUACGGUAUGAGCUUCACCUUAUAUGUCACGCCUUUGAGCGUGAUGCGACUUCGAAGGAUGCCGAUAUGAAGGGUAUUCACAAAUCGUUACUGCAGCACUACUACCAGACUUACGUUAUGCGGGGGGUGUUGGUGCCCUCCCUUUAUGGUGCUCAUAGUCUGGAGCAAAUACUCGACACUUUGCUGGUGGAUACUAUUAUGAUCGAUAAGGAUGGAGUACUGAAAGCUGUGCAUGACAUCGAUGCACCGCUGUCGACGUUUAUACGCUUGACGGAGGCGGCGAGGAGGGAAAGGGAGGCUAAGAUAAGCGCUGGGGAUGAGAGCGCCAAGUUGAGGGUAAUCCAGCCGGUUGUGUCGCAUUAUGGGAAGGGGGGAGGAAGCAGACGGCCGAUGGACUACUCUCGCAGUGGCAAGGGUUAUCAGCCUUAUCAACCACACAGUGGACCGUAUCAUGCACGAUAUAAUCCAGCUGUGGAUGGUCGAGGGUCCGGAGGUGGUCAGCAGUUCCAAAGAGGAUAUCAAUCUGGGGGGAAAGGAUACGCCAAUGGAGGUCCUCAAUCCCAGCAGUACUACGCGUACAAGCGACCGUAUGAUAGCGGAGCUUAUGACGCUUCAAAGAGGCAGAAGGGAGGUCCGCCGACUCAGUACUAUCAGGGUGGCAAGGGGUACAGUAGACCGAGCCUGUGAGGCUCCUGAUGGCGAUGUGAAGGGCGGGAGCUUCUGAGUAGUAGUUACUCGAUACGAG
Perkinsus marinus ATCC 50983 is the source of this 2890-nucleotide messenger RNA. RefSeq lists its product as hypothetical. The coding region runs from base 1 to 2832 and encodes 943 amino acids. The record is from RefSeq and is a predicted model, not a curated record. The transcript has 20 exons. NCBI's taxonomy places the organism in Eukaryota, Perkinsozoa, Perkinsida, Perkinsidae.